AUGGAGGAACCACCGAUCAUCACUCCUGGCACGUCGAUAUCGAGUCCGAAAGUUAUCUUCCUGAUGGCUGACUACGGGCACGAUCCCACAGGUUCGCGACCACCCACCACCCACCACCUGCAUCUCGGCAGUACAGACGUGUAUUGGUGUCUAACUGCCUACCAUAUAGAGACCGCUGUUCCUUAUACCGCAUUCAAGAAAGCAAACUACCAAAUCCACUUCGCGACCGAGAACGGCAAGGCACCGCGUUGCGACAAGAAGAUGCUGGAGGGCGUGACCCAGAAACUGCUGGGCGCAACCAAGGAUGUCGUCGCCAUGUACAAGAAGAUGCAACGAAGUGACGGGUGGCUACACCCCUUAUCCUGGACCUCGCCCGACUUCUCCCUCGAUCCCUACGACCUCGUCGUCCUGCCCGGCGGCCAUGACAAGGGAGUUCGGCAGAUAAUCGACUCAGAGACCGUACACCAGCUUAUGGUUGAUUACUUCCCCAAGACGAAGAAGCCGGGCGUGAAGAGUGUUGCUGCUGUGUGUCACGGCGUCAUGGUCUUGGCCGAGUCGAAAGAUGCGACUGGUCGCAGUGUCCUACGCGACUGCGUGACCACCGCCUUGCCUGCCAAAUUCGAACAGCUUGCGUACUGGGGCACACGGGCAUUCCUGGGCGACUAUUACAAGACCUAUGGCCAUGGCAGCGAGAAUGUCGAAGAAUCGGUCACAAAGGUGCUGGGAAACCCAGCCCAGUGGAAGACGAGCAUGAAUCUCGGCGCGUUUGUCGUCGAAGACGAGCAGCACAACUACAUCAGUGCUCGGUAUCCAGGUGAUGUCGAGAUGUUGGCCGAGGAGUCCAUCAAGCUGUUGGAGAGUUUCAACAGGAUUGUUUAG
Molecule: messenger RNA, 879 nt
Organism: Anthostomella pinea
Lineage: Eukaryota; Fungi; Ascomycota; Sordariomycetes; Xylariales; Xylariaceae
Source: the annotation of a GenBank genome assembly